GUGACGUCAGAUCCGGUUGGAGAGGAUAACCCAAAGCGUUUAAGCAAUAACGUAAGAUUUGAAGUGACGUCACGCUGGGUUCAAAACCUGACCUUUAAGCUGGUGGCGUACUCAGGUGGUCGAGUGUUGAACACGUUAGAAAGCGAGGCUGACACGUCGCUCAACUGCAGCUCUAACGUGAGCACGACGUUUAUGUACAUCAAUGAGAGAAGACACUAUGAGAACCCCUCCGGUGUUCGCCUGGUUAACAUCCACGUCUUCGCCACACAGGGCCCGAGUUCAAAUCCCGCCCAGUGCAAUCGACCACUGUGUCACAACUUUACCGUGGUCUACCACUUCCCCCCUGAGUCAGUCAACGUCAUCAUCCACUCUACGUCACACAGGGAAGAUCAACCAGUGACCAUAUCCUGUUCUACGACUGAUGGGUACCCAGAGGUCACAGACUUCGGCAUCAGAAUCCUGGAUAUGUACAGUCGUCUGCCGCUUUUGUAUGUUCCCAACAAGAUCUUCCAAAUGGAGAAAGCUCUUCGUGGCAGAUACAUGUGUGAGGCCAUCUCCUACCCGUUUGGCCGUCGUCUAGUGGUACCCUCAGAGAGAAUCAUCACCAUACGCCCCGCGCACAGACGCCCCAGGGAGGGGACUGAACCUGAACGUCCCAGGGAAGGGGCCGAGCCUGAAACAGUCACAGAAACCGACCCAACAAUCCCGCCCUCCACCAACUUGCCUGAGGUGACGGUCAAUAAUUUCACCUACCCGAGUAGCACAGAAACCAGCUGGUGGGGCGAUGACAUAGAUGCCAACCCUAAGGUGAACACAGAAACUACUAAACCUUCGAGUACGUUUAACACGGUCCGAGCAGGCUGGAUAAAUUCCGGGGCUAACGAUUCGAGGGCCGGAAGUAGAAACUCGUGGGACCACGACAACUUGGCCGACACACAAAAGGGAGCCCACACGGAGAUGAGGCCGAUGCUUUUAAACUCAAUUGAUGCCGGCAGUUCUGGGUGUCAAGCCUCGCGCCCAGCACUGGCUGCUCUGUUCAUCUUACUCAUGGCGCUGGUCGGCUUCUAGUCUACGUCAUCACCACGUCUAGCCUACGUCAUCACCACGUCUAGUCUACGUCAUCACCACGUCUAGCCUACGUCAUCACCACGUCUAGCCUACGUCAUCACCACGUCUAGUCUACGUCAUCACCACGUCUAGGCUACGUCAUCACCACGUCUAGUCUACGUCAUCACCAUGUCUAGCCUACGUCAUCACCACGUCUAGCCUACGUCAUUACCACGUCUAGCCUACGUCAUCACCACGUCUAGCCUACGUCAUCACCACGUCAACUGAAGAGACUAUCUGAGCAGAAACAUUGUGCCCUAGUAGUUUGACCAGGCCCUACCUCCCCCCACCCCAUACAGCACCCACCCCC
This is a messenger RNA of Physella acuta, 1417 nucleotides long. RefSeq lists its product as uncharacterized. Lineage: Eukaryota; Metazoa; Mollusca; Gastropoda; Physidae. The record is from RefSeq and is a predicted model, not a curated record.